Molecule: messenger RNA, 7269 nt
Organism: Nezara viridula (southern green stink bug)
Lineage: Eukaryota; Metazoa; Arthropoda; Insecta; Hemiptera; Pentatomidae
Source: the annotation of a GenBank genome assembly
CGCUUAUGAAGCUAUAAUCAUAUGAAUUUUGCUUAUCAGCAAAAUUCCUCAAAACAUUAACUCCAAAAACCCUAGAGAACCAAGGGGGGUGAGAUUCCAGUUAUAGGAGCCUUUUAAAGCCAGCUGUUGAUGUCUAGAAACACGGUUUUCGCGGGAUAAUGAGAUCGAGGAUUUUGAUUGGUUGUUUCAGGCGGGGUUGUUACUGCCGUCAGGAUUUCUUCAGUCAGCUGAUGUGUAAAUUAGAGAAGCUACAGUCCCAGUUGCAAUAGUUUACUUAUAGUAAAAUAUGUUCGGUAGACUGAUGUUUACGUAUAUACUGAUGUCAUUAGUGUCAUAUUAACCGAAAUCAAAUGUAGGGAUUGUAUUCAGUGUAGUUUUUAAGAAUAUAUUCGCAUACGCAUGAUUAUUUAGAGGGAUGGAUCAUAAGUAAAACUUCAAUAUGUGAUGGAAAGAGUGCUGAAGCCAUUUCCCUGUGGAAAUGUGUGUCUGAUUAUGGAACCUGAUUCUUGUGAAGGGGAGUCCAACAAAAUUCCAAUAGGAGGAAGAAGAAGGACCAGAUCGACUGGAAGUUUGCCUUAUAAUUGGAAUAAGCAAAGUGGUGAAUCUAGCAGUAGUGUUGGAGAGUGGGAAUUAUCAAGAGAAAUCGGGAUGUCUAGUCUCCAUCAGAGUGAUAGUGAUGACAUUAGUGGAAUUCAAGGAAAGGGAAGUUUCUUUCAUCUACAUUCCAGGCCUAAGCUUUGUCUAUUGCCAAGUAUAGAGUCUGACUCAGUUAAUGAGAACUUUUCACCUGUUCGACCUACCACACGCAGGUCGAGGGGCUUAUUCAAAGUGUUGCGCAGGAAGAGGAAGCUCAAGAGGAUGGCUCUGGAGAUGUCCGCUUCAACUUCUUCAAGGGGGCCAGGGUAUACUUCAGGGAAGAAGAAACGGAUUAUCAGGCAUGCUCCUACUUGUGAAAAUAGGUAUUGCAGUGGCGGAAUCAACAGUGGAAAAAGAAAGCGGAGUUCAAGGAGUAUCACAGAGCCUCCGAGAACUGUCCUAGCACUCCAUAGGCUUAGCUUGAGAGAUGAUUCCACUCAUCCUCAUAGUAGUUCCUCUCUCUCUAGUUCUGAAAGUGACACUGGAAUUUAUACCAAUGAUGAAGGCCGUGAAGGUGAUGAUGAACAGAGUGAUUGGGUAGGGGAUGGUGCUUCUGGCGGUCGAGGAGUAUGGGAAGAUUCUGACCGCGGUGAACCAAUGGAAGAUGAUCUUCCUCAGAGUUAUCGUCUUCUUGCUGAAAGUCUUAUUGGAAGAAGUCAUGGGCGAGAAAUUAGAGGGGGAAGGAGAAGGGUCCGUAGUGACAGAGCCAGUUUUAGUGUUUUGACUUCAGCAAAUGAGAAGCUUUCAAGGUUCCUUCAAGAUCCUGAAAAAUCACAGUUGAGAAUGAUGACAACUAUUUAUGAGAUGAAAUGAAAUCUACAACCAUUGAGCUCAUUGAUUUAAUUUUAAAAUUAAGGACUCUCAGAAGCAGGGAUAAUUCAAGUUAAUAAUCAUUUAAUUUGGAAAAUUAAAUACGGUUAUAGUCUCUAAAAGUGUUUUAUUGGUGUCUAAUAAACAAAGCAUACAUUUGAAGCUUUAAAGUUUAUUUUAUUAUUUUUUUAUUUUAUCAAUUUUGUAGAAGUUAAUCAAAGCAACAGAAAAGCUCAUAAUCCUUAUAAAUAAACGAAUUGCUAGUACCUACACAGUUUUCCAAAAAUAAUCCAUUAACUCUAGGUAUGCAGACAAAGCUAAAGAAAAUUAUUUAGUAUAGAUAUUUAUAUGGAUUAAUGUAUUUUAAAAAACAAUUUUUAUCAACCUCAAAAUGCAGAGUUAUAUUUGAGGAGAAUAAUAUGAUUAUUAUUAUUUUUGUUUAUUUAAUAAGAAUGAAUUUAAAAAUUUCUGAAGUGCCAAUUCCUGUUGUGAUUAACUAUAAUAUUUAAGUCCAUCAAAUCAUUCAAAUAGGUUCAGCCAUUUACUCUAAAAACAGCAGUGUGGAUAGUAUAGGACCUUUCUAGAGACCUUACAGAAUGUGAUUUCUUCGAAUGCUUUAUUUCAUUGUUCAAGGAAUAAUGGCAAUAAAGUAGAUGGUUGCUCAGAUAAUUCUUCGUGCAGACUCUCAUAUAAAACUCUAUCAUAUUAAAUCAAUAGCCUAUGAUUUUAUAUUUUAGUCACUUUGUUCUUGGCUAUUUUUGCUUAUUUCAGAUUGUGUUUGGUUGCUUACACAAACCUUUAGUUUCGCCAGAUUGUGUUGUUGGCUGAAGUUAUUCUGGAAGCCCAGCCUGUUCAUGUGCAGUUAUUGGUAUUUCUAGGUUGUAAAAUAAUUACAAAUUUUGACAAAACCUUGCUCACAUAUGGAUGUGAAAGGCUGAAGGGAAUUCUUAAGGGUUUUGAAAAAUUGUAAUAUUGAGAGAAACAAGUUGAGCUUCUCUCGUUAUUUAACUUCAAAGCCCAAGAUUUCAUCACAGAAUGUUGUGGUUAUCCAUAAUAAUAUAUUUAGAAUUUUUGCACAUACUGAAAUUUAAUUAUUUUUAAGUAACAAUAAUAAAAAAAAUUAAAAAAAGAAACCUGUACCACAACAACCCAUGAAGGAUCAUGGGUUCAGUACAGUGUGAGGAAUUAUUAUUACAAGGCCAACGGUUGUGCAGGGAGGUGACAGGGCUGAUAUCACGCUCAAACGCCAGGUUUUUCCCCUUAAUUAAUUAUUUAAUUAAGAGUACCCAAGGGCUUGGUGUGCCCCAGGAGGGUCUCCCGAUCCCAGGGUCAAUCCACUAAAAUUACUAGUCAUCAGAAGUUACUAUAAUAAUUUCUUAAAUUUAAUAUUAUAAUGGUUUGUAUACAUCAAAAGUUACAUAAAUAGUGAGUAUUCAAAAAAUCUAGAUAGCAUUUAGUUUUUUGCAAUUCAAAAGAUUCUGCAACAUUCGAAGUAUAUCAAAGAGUCUAGAUAAUGGUCUAUAACAAUAUUAGUUCACCUUAAAGUUAGUUCCGAAAUUGAGUUCAGUUUUAGUUUACAUUGAGAUCAUUUAGUUUGAAAUAGCUAAAUAGCCGGCCACUUUGAUGAAGUUUCUUCAGCUUUCGAAUUAAAUUAUGGCCGUAGAUUCUUCUACUUCCUAAUUUUUGGCCAUGAUCAUUAUUUUUGCACAGGUAGAUCUGACAAUUUUGAAAUUAAGCAAUAUCAGAAAAUGUAAUUUCUUUAUAAACAAAUUGUAGCAUGUGAUAUUGACACAUAAGCAUUAUAAAUAAUAUUCCUAGGUAAAUUCUAUGAAUCAUGGUAAAAUGAGGUUGCAUGAUUGAUAUACAAAAUUAAAUUUGUAAGAAGAACGGGAAAAGAAAUAAAUAAAAUCAUGGUGAAACUCUACUAAUCUUGAUAAAAUAAGGUCAUGGUGCUGAUUUAUCUGCUCAAAUUAAGGAGAGGAGAGGACCAAAAAAAAUUGUCAAAGUCUGCCACCGACCUUGAAAAAAUAUUGUGAUCUUAUUUUAUAUCAGUCUUUGCUUUAAUUUAUGUGUAUGUAAAUCCCUUGACAAUUGAUUGAAAUAUCUAUUAGCAAUAAAAAUAAUAUUCUAAGUAUGAAUCAAUGGUCAAAGUCUAAUAAUCUCGAUAAAAUAUUACCUUACUUUAUAUCGGUCUUUGCUUUAAUUUAUGUUAACGUCAAUUCAUUUAUAAUUUAUUGACACAUCUUUUAGUGUUUUGUGUAAAUGAUAUUGUACCUGAGUGCUGCCUUGUGGUGAGUCUUAAAAACAGAUCUGAUAAAAGAUUUAAAAGAUAAGUGUCGAGUCGCCCAAGCUACGAGCUUCUCACCCAUUUCAAGCCAGUCACUAGAACAGAGAGGUUCUCAGACUGAAGAAGGGCAUCCCUCUUCCUUCAAAGUCCAUGUAAAAUUUAUAUGCCAGCAUGAAAGGGUGAGUUUUACUUUACAUAAUUUAUAUAACCUACCACUUUCAAUAAAAAUUAUGUCGAAUGUUGAAGCAGAACUCAUUAGAGUUAUUUGCCUUUUUGAAUUAAAUUGGAAAGUUGCCUAAACAAUUAGCAAUAAAACUAAUAUCCCAAGUAUGAAUCUAGAUAAAAUAUAUCUAGGUCGUAGCAUUGAUAUUUCGGUCUUUAGAAUAUUGCUAUCUGCUCAAAUGGGUGGAAGAUAAGAACUAAGGAAUUAAUAAAAUGAAAUUGUAAAACUACCAAUCACGAUAAAUUAAGGUCACAAGGUCGAUUUAUUGAUCUUUGCUCAAAUUUAUGUUUAUGUCGAUUGAUUGGUACACUCAUUAGCAAUAAAACUAAUAUUCCAAGUUUGGAUCUCGAUAAAAUAUGAUUGUAUGGCCAAUAUUUCGGUCUUUGGAAUAUCGCAAUCUGCUCAAAUGAAUGGAAGAGAAGGACCAAAAAUAAAAAUAAAAAAUGGUAAAAUUACCAAUCUCAAAAAAUGAAAUCAUCAGGCCUAUAUAUCGGUCUUUAUGAUAUUGGUAUCUGCUCAAGGAAGGAGAGGACCAAAAAUGUUAAAUAAAUAAAUAAAAAAAAGGUCAAACUACCAAUUUCGCUAAAUUAAGGUAAGGUCGAUAUAUCAGUCUUUCCUCAACUUUAUGUUUAUAUGGAUUUAAGUCUUGAUAAAAUAAUAGUACUCUAUGAAUUAUGAUAGAACAAGGUGGUAAGGCUGAUAUAAUGGUCCAAUGGCAGGACAAAAAUAAAUUGAAAGGAUAGUACAUUUAAAAAAAAAAAAAGAAAGAAAUAGUUAAACUCUACCAAUCUUGAUAAAAUAAGGAUGUGAGGCCAUUAUAUCGGUCUUAGGAAUAUCUGUAUCUGCUCAAAUUAGGGGAGAAGUGGACCAAGAAAGAAAAAAUUCAUAAAAAAUGGUAUAAGUUUAUCGAUCUCACUAAAAUAAGUUCACAAGGCCGAUAUUUCGGUCUUUGCUCAAAUUUAUGUUUAUGUCGAUUCCUUGAGGAUUGAUUGACACUUUUAUUAGCAGUAAAAAUAAUAUUCCAAGUCUCAAUCUCGAUAAAGUAUGAUCGUAAGGCCGAUAGUUCGGUCUUCGGAAUAUGGCAAUCUGCUCAAAUGAGGGGAAGGGAAGGACCAAAAAUAACAAGUAAUAAAAAUACCAAUCUCAACAAAAUGAAGUCAUCAGGCUGAUAUAUCAGUGUUUAUAAUAUAGGUAUCAGCUCAAAUUAGAGGAAGGAGAGGAGCAAAAAUAUUAAUAAAUCGCAAGACCGAUAUAUCGGUAUUUUUUCUAAUUUUUGUUGAUGUUAAUUCUUGACGAUUGAUUGACACAUCUAUUAGCAAUAAAAAUAAUAUGAAUCUUGAUAAAACAAUGUCGUGUAAGGCCGAUAUAUCAGUCUUUAGAAUAUCGGUAUCUGCUCAAAUUUUGGAAAGAGGAGGUUAAUAAAAAAUGUUUAUAUAUAUUUUGGUAUCGGCUAAUAUUUAUAUUUAUGUCAAACCCUAGAUUAAUAUUUUCAUUCAGUAAAUAGGAGAAUUUUCUGUGUGACGUAUGGAGCUAGUCAAAUAUGAAUGAAAGACUUAUAUGCUGAAAUAUAGGUUUACCUGUCAAAAUUUGUGUAUAGGCCGAUGCAUCGAUGGUCUCUUUAUUAUUUAGCAAUAAGUAGGGUAUUCCAUGUGAAACUUUACAAAACCUGACAGAAAGGGGAAAAAGGCCAUAAUGUGUUCAGUCUUACUUUAUGAUUAUGAGAUUUAUACUACUUUCCAGGCUUGUGAACAGGAACUCCUAGGCUUUAAAAGAAGAAUCCUCAGAUGUAUUUAUGGUGGUGUUCUUGUCAGAAGAGAUUGGAAAAGGAGAAAUGGAGCUGCACACCAUGGUUCAGGAGUCCGAUAUAGUUCGAGUGAUGAAGAUUGCAAGAUUGAGAUGGGCAGAGCACGUAGUCAGGAUGGGCAGCUAGGAUCCACCAAGACAACUGCUGUUGGAGCCACUCCAUGGUACCAGGAGAAAAAAACCGAAGCUGCGAUGGGUUAAUGGUGUUGAUGCUGAUGCAACAAAUAUACUGAGGCUUCGGAAUUGCAAGGAAAUGAGACCAUUGGUGGAAGCUGCUGGAGGACCUCAGUAUUCGACAGCGGAUCGUAGAGCCAUGCUAAUAAUAAUAAUAACAGAAAUAAUUUCAAUUAAUGAAUGCUGUUUUAUUGAGAUAUAAUUGGAAAAAUUUAUAUUAAAUUAUUUUUAAUCUAUGAAAUAUUUGUUAUUAUAAAACUAUGAUUUCUACUGAUAUUUGUUUAAUUAUUAAUUAAUGCCCUCUGCAGAUUAGGAAUUGGACUUUGUGAGUUCUUGCAUGCCUACCUACUAAGAAGACUUGAUCCUCUGACCUGCGAGAGCUGCGAUGUCCAAAUGAUAGUAAAACAUGUUAUACAAGACUGCCUUACAUUUCAACCUGUUAGGAAAAAAUUGGACAUGGCACUAAGCCUAAAAGAAAAUUUAUAAAACAUUGAAAGAGAAGUUAAAAAAACAUUAAGAUUCUUAAAAGCGGUGGUGAAGUUCUAAUCAAUAAUCAAGUUUAAUUUUAAUGUGUUACCUGUGAUCCUACAUGGUAGAGGUAACAAAAAAAAAAAACAGAAAUAUAUAAAUAAUUGUUUUAUUAAAUUUAAAUCUGACUAUAAAGCUUUUUAGGCGUACUAUUGUUGAAACACUGUGGCCUAAAAACUUCAGAAGUAGUAUUAAUAAAAAAAGAACCUGUAACACUACAAUCCAUAAAGGGUAUUUGGUUCAUGUGCUAUGUUCGGAAGUGCUGUUUCUUGGUCAAGGGUUGUGCAAGGAGAUGAUUGCCCAAGAUUUUUCUCAACUGCCAGGUUUUCUCCCUUAAUUAAUUAAGGGUACACGGUUUAUAGAUGUUGGGUAUUCCCCAGGAGGGUCUCCCGACCCCACGGCUGAUGAAACACAAUAAAUGUUAAUUUGCCAUCAGCUGGAUUUGAGUCUGGAACCUUGAGGUUUCGUAGUUAAUGCUCAAGUGUUUGAAUCAUAGAAUAGAAUAGAAAAAUCAUCUUUAUUCUGGGACUAGGUCCCUUUAGAAUAACAGUAUUGUUCAUAUAUAUUAACUACAAAUCUGGUCAAAAGACUUAUUACAAUGAAUAAUGACAAAAUACAUGUAAUACAUUAAGUAUUAAUUAGGCUCUUAGGAUAAAUUAACGAGGACAGUUGGGUAAUAGGGGUUCAGUACUACAAUAUUCGAGCUAAAAUAAUUGCAUAAUAAUCACUGACUGAAAUUAGAAAGGAAAGUAAAAUCUAUUUUAUAGGUAAAGCAUUGUAGUGAUGUAAUAUAAAAAUUUUAAAAAAU